Brachypodium distachyon (stiff brome) is the source of this 1744-nucleotide messenger RNA. Its product is annotated as metacaspase-4. The record is from RefSeq and is a predicted model, not a curated record. Gene Ontology annotation, biological process: proteolysis. Bases 220 to 1506 code for a protein of 428 amino acids. The transcript is spliced from 2 exons. Gene Ontology annotation, molecular function: cysteine-type endopeptidase activity. NCBI's taxonomy places the organism in Eukaryota, Viridiplantae, Streptophyta, Magnoliopsida, Poales, Poaceae.
CGCGGACAAUCGUGAGGGGCUGGCGCACCUGCUCCAAUCCCGAUCCUCCCAUGUCCCCACCCGUCAGACCGGAAACUCCAAUCGACGCAGCGCACCGGGAAAAUCCUCUCCCCUGCCGACGGAAACCCGUACCCACUCGCCCUCGGCCUUCCCCAUCAAUCCACCGGCCACGCCGACCGACGCCACCGCCGGCGCAUCGCAAGGGAGAUCCACGCCGCGAUGGGCCGCAAGCUCGCGCUCCUGGUGGGGAUCAACUACCCGGGCACCAAGGCCGAGCUCAAGGGCUGCCACAACGACGUCGACCGCAUGCACCGCUGCCUCGUCGACCGGUUCGGCUUCGACGAGGACGACAUCCGCGUCCUCGUCGACCGCGGCUCCUCCGGGCCGCAGCCCACCGGCGCCAACAUCCGCCGCGCCCUGGCACGGCUAGUCGGGGACGCGCGACCCGGCGACUUCCUCUUCUUCCACUACAGCGGCCACGGCACGCGGCUGCCCGCCGAGACCGGGCAGGAUGACGACACGGGGUACGACGAGUGUAUCGUGCCCAGCGACAUGAAUCUUAUCACAGACCAAGAUUUCAGGGAACUUGUGCAGAAGGUCCCUGAUGGUUGCAUAUUUACUAUCGUCUCUGACUCAUGCCAUAGUGGAGGCCUACUGGACAAGGCCAAGGAGCAGAUAGGUAAUAGCACCAGGCAAAAUCAGACUCAGUCCCGCGAAUACGAAGAGCGAUCUGGCACCAGGAAAAAUCAGACUCAGUCCCGUGAAUACGAAGAGCGAUCUGAUUCUGGGAGCAGUUUCCGGUCCUUUCUUAAAGAGACUGUCCGGGAUGUAUUUGAGUCUCAUAGCCACCACGGGCAAAGUCAAUAUGGAGGUGAGGACCAGGAUGAGGCAUACUCACAACCAACUGGGGAUGGCCGCACCAAAAACCGGUCGCUGCCACUCUCCACACUUAUUGAGAUGCUCAAGGAGCAAACUGGGAAGGAUGACAUUGAGGUAGGAUCAAUCCGGAUGACGCUGUUCAAUGUCUUUGGGGAGGAUGCCAGCCCAAAGAUAAAAAAGUUCAUGAAAGUCAUGCUUGGUAAGUUCAAUGAAGGCGGAUCAGGUCAGCAGGGUGGUGUCAUGGGCAUGGUUGGUUCCCUGGCUCAUGAGUUCCUGAAGGCUAAGCUUGAAGGCAAUGAGGAAGAAACUUUCAAGCCAGCGCUAGAGCAAGAUGUUCAGAGUGCUGGUGAGGUUUAUGCCGGGACUAAGGCUUGGGCACCUAACAAUGGCAUCCUGAUCAGUGGGUGCCAAACCAGCCAAACAUCAGCAGAUGCAACCACGCCGCAGGGUUCUUCUUUUGGUGCGCUCAGCAAUGCUAUCCAGACAAUUCUUGCAGACAAGCACGGAAAGAUAACAAACAAGGAUCUUGUUAUGAAAGCACGUGAGGCGCUGUCCAAGCAAGGAUACACUCAGCAGCCUGGGCUUUACUGCAGUGAUGAGCAUGUUCAUGUGUCCUUCAUAUGCUGAUACAUGGAUUGAUAAUGUUCUUUCUUUUUGUGUUGAGCUGUGUACGAGAGGUUACGGUUUCCCCAUGCUCCCCUGGUUUGUUGUGGUUAUGUACUUAUCUCAAACUACUAUGAUAUUGAAAUAUAUCAAUACUGAAAUAAGGAUUCUCGUUAAAACUUUAUACACCUUACAAAGUUGUAUUAAAUCAACGACAUUUAUUAUGAAUCGGAGGGAGUAAUACAGAAUAAAUAGUACUCAA